UGUCACAAAAACUCCAAACAAACCCCAAAAUUCUGAGCUCAUCGUUUGUUGUCCACCAGGAUCUGUUGUUGAAAUUGCUAAAUUACAGCUAGGAUGGCGGAAGCAAAUCCAGUAGCAGGAUCAGGAUCAGGAUCAGGAUCAGGAGGAGGAUCCAAAGAGGAGCCCGACAGCAGCUGGUGCCUCAUCGAGAGCGACCCGGGGGUCUUCACCGAACUGAUUCGGGGCUUCGGCUGCACGGGCGCCCAGGUGGAGGAGAUCUGGACCCUGGACGCCGACGCCUUCCACCACCUGGAGCCCAUCCACGGCCUGAUCUUCCUGUUCAAGUGGGUGCAGGACGACAAGCCCGCCGGUCGCGUGGUGCGCGAUCGGAGCGACAUCUUCUUCGCCCGCCAGGUGAUCCCGAAUGCCUGUGCCACGCAGGCCCUCCUCAGUCUCCUGCUGAACCUCCGCCACCCGGACGUCGAUCUGGGCGACACUCUGAACGGCUUCAAGCGCUUCUGCCAGGACCUGGACCCCGUGACCCGGGGCCUCUGCCUGAGCAACGAGGAGAAGAUCCGCCAAGUGCACAACUCCUUCGCCCGACCCGUGCUCUUCGAGCUGGACAUGCGGAUGGCUCCGCCGGACGAGGAUGUCUACCACUUCGUGGGCUACAUGCCCAUUAGGGGCCGUCUGUUCGAGCUGGACGGGCUGCACGAGGGUCCCAUCGAGCUGGCCGAGAUCGGCAGGGACCAGAACUGGCUGGACGUGGUGAGACCCAUCAUCGAGGCCCGCAUGCAGCGCUACAGCGUCGGGGAGAUCCACUUCAACCUGAUGGCCCUGGUCUCGGAUCGCCAGCGGAGCUACGAGCGGCAGAUCCAGCUGCUCGUCCACCAGCCGUCGCCGCUGAGCCACUCGGAGCGGCAGGCGGAGAUCGCCAGCCUCAGGACCUACGUGAGAUUCGAGCAGGACAAGAAGCGCCGCUACCGCCAGGAGAACCUCCGGCGGCGCCACAACUAUCUGCCCUUCAUCGUCGAGCUGCUGAAGCAGCUGGGCGAGACCGGCCAGCUGAUGCCCAUCUACGAGAAGGCCAAGCAGCGGGCCAUCCAGAGCCAGGUGUCCAGGUGCGCCGGCCUUAAGCUCAAGCAAGCCCAAGGACAGUGAUUUAAAUUUUGAUGUC
Molecule: messenger RNA, 1156 nt
Organism: Drosophila takahashii
Lineage: Eukaryota; Metazoa; Arthropoda; Insecta; Diptera; Drosophilidae
Product: ubiquitin carboxyl-terminal hydrolase isozyme L5
Biological process (GO): ubiquitin-dependent protein catabolic process; protein deubiquitination
Cellular component (GO): cytoplasm
Molecular function (GO): cysteine-type deubiquitinase activity
Source: RefSeq, a predicted model, not a curated record